AUGGCCGGAACAAUAAACAAGCCAAAGAAGCCCACCUCUAAGAGGAAGACGACCCGACUCCGGGCCAAGAUCUCAAAACGCGCGGCUGAGAAAAAGCGCAAAGAGCGUAAGCUUGCUCGCAAAAACCCAGAAUGGCGCAGCAAGCUGAAGAAGGACCCGGGCAUCCCGAACCUGUUCCCUUACAAGGAGCGCCUGCUGCAGCAGAUCGAGGAGGAGCGCAUCCGGCGCAAGGAGGAGCUGCUGCGCAAGAAGGAGCUGGCCAAAGCGGCCAAGACGGGUGCCGACGGCGACAACAAGGAUGACGAGCAAAUGCAGGAGGACGAUGAGCACAUGAUUCGGGAGGAGGAGCUCGAUCUGGACGAUGCGAUGGACGAGGAUGGCAGUGAUGUCGACGAGAGCAACCCUCUCGCGGCGCUUGUGCGUAGCGCUCGUAAGGCGGCUGAGGAGUAUGAGAAGGAGUUGCAGAGCGGGUCGGAGAUGGACGAGGAUGAUGAAGACGACAGCGACGACGCCAGCGAUGCCGGGUCCGAUGCCGGCGUCAUUACCGAAGUCCACGGUGGCGCUACCUCUCGCAAGGCCUACGACAAGGUUUUUAAGCAGGUCGUCGAGCAAGCCGACGUGAUUCUGUACGUGCUCGACGCGCGCGACCCCGAGGGCACGCGCUCGCACGACGUCGAACAGGCCGUAAUGGCCGCAGCUGGAGGUGGCAAGAGACUCAUGCUGAUCCUCAAUAAAGUCGACCUGGUCCCUCCGCCCGUCCUCAAAGGCUGGCUGACCUACCUCCGGCGCUUCUUCCCUACCCUCCCUCUCCGUGCCUCCAACCCUGCCCCUAACGCCCGCACCUUCAGUCACCGCGACAUCACCGUUCAAAGCACGAGCGCGGCCCUUUUCCGCGCGCUCAAAGCCUACGCCGCAGCCCGCAACCUCAAACGUGCCAUUGCCGUCGGCGUGAUCGGCUACCCGAAUGUGGGCAAGUCCAGCGUGAUCAACGCCCUGCUCUCCCGUCUUCCCGGCUCUGCCCGCGGCGGCCGCACCCCCUGCCCAGCUGGCGCCGAGGCCGGCGUCACGACCGCCAUCCGCGCCGUCAAGAUCGACAGCAAGCUGACCCUGCUCGAUUCGCCGGGUAUCGUAUUCCCCAGCACAGCCUCCUCGCAAACUUUUAUCCCGAAAAACCCCGUCGAAGCGCAUGCGCAUCUUGUGCUGCUCAACGCCAUCCCGCCAAAGCAAAUCGAGGACCCCGUACCAGCCGUCACACUCCUGCUCAAGCGGCUGUCGGCUACCCCCGAACUCAUGGACCGCCUCAUGCAAGUGUACGACAUCCCGCCCCUGCUGAAGGACCCCUCCCAAGGCGGCGAUGCGACGAUGGAUUUCCUAGUGCAAGUCGCGCGCAAGCGUGGCAGGCUGGGACGUGGAGGAGUGCCGAAUAUCCAGGCGGCCGCGAUGACCGUUGUCACGGAUUGGAGGGACGGGAGGAUUCAAGGGUGGACGGAGCCGCCUAAGAUUGCAGUCGAGGGGGUCAAGGAGGGUAAUGAGGGUAAGGUAGUGAGGAAGAUUGCGGAUCAGGAGGUCGCGCCUGAUCAGAAGAUUAUUGUGACGGAGUGGGCGAAGGAGUUCAAGCUGGCGGGUUUGUGGGGGGAUGAAGAACAGACAGAAGAGGGGGAUAAGAUGGAGGCUUGA
This is a messenger RNA of Thermochaetoides thermophila DSM 1495, 1677 nucleotides long. RefSeq names its product putative GTP binding protein. Gene Ontology annotation, cellular component: nucleolus. Gene Ontology annotation, molecular function: GTP binding. Lineage: Eukaryota; Fungi; Ascomycota; Sordariomycetes; Sordariales; Chaetomiaceae. The transcript is spliced from 2 exons. The coding region runs from base 1 to 1677 and encodes 558 amino acids. The record is from RefSeq and is a predicted model, not a curated record.